Molecule: messenger RNA, 3641 nt
Organism: Lepisosteus oculatus (spotted gar)
Lineage: Eukaryota; Metazoa; Chordata; Actinopteri; Semionotiformes; Lepisosteidae
Gene: slc17a5
Product: solute carrier family 17 member 5
Biological process (GO): transmembrane transport; monoatomic anion transport
Cellular component (GO): membrane
Molecular function (GO): transmembrane transporter activity
Source: RefSeq, a predicted model, not a curated record
CUUCCUGGUGCAACUCUGGCCAGUCAGCAUUUAAGUGUGCUUAGCAAAGAUGUGUAUAGCUUCGGACGGUUUGUGAAGAGUUGCUUUGUGUUUGGAUGAAGUGGAUAUAUAAUUGCUUUUGUGAGAGAAAAUGAAUUAUUCUGGGUCGGACAGUGAAACAGAUGACAAUGAGCAUCCCCUGUUGCCUGGAAACAAGCCUUUUCUUAAAGUUGAGAAAGCGCCGCUAUGCUGCUCGUCACGCUGUAGCCUUGCCAUCCUGUCCAGCUAUGCGUUCUUUGUGGCGUACGCACUGCGCGUCAACCUGAGCGUGGCCAUGGUGGACAUGCUGGACAACAACACGGUCAGCAAUUCCAGCUCCCAAGUGUGUCAAGGACAUGCUGGGUCCAGUCCCCCUCCACACAACAAGACGGCAAACGUGUACAACUGGGACUCAGAUACCCAGGGCUGGAUCCUCAGCUCCUUCUUCUAUGGAUACAUUUUCACCCAAAUUCCCGGGGGAUACCUUGCCAGAAAAUACGGAGCCAAGUGGUUCCUUGGGAUUGGCAUUCUGGGAACAGCUAUAUUUACACUGCUUACACCUCUUGCUGCAGAUCUGGGGGCUGGAUACCUCAUUGCAGUUAGAGUUCUAGAGGGUAUUGGUGAGGGAGUAACGUUUCCUGCUAUGCAUGCCAUGUGGUCCUCAUGGGCUCCUCCUCUGGAGAGAAGCAGACUCCUCACUAUAUCAUACACGGGUGCGCAGCUGGGUACAGUAGUGUCACUUCCUCUGUCUGGGUUAAUUUGCUUUUAUAUGGACUGGACAUAUGUCUUUUAUAUAUUUGGAGCAGUUGGGGUGCUGUGGUUUAUAUUGUGGACAUUGUUAGUUAGCAACACACCUGAAACACACAGAAGAAUAUCUGAGAAAGAGAAGGCAUACAUAAUGUUAUCUUUAAGAAAUGAGCUGUCUCCCUCAACUAAACACAUUCCCUGGAGGUCAUUAUUGACGUCUGUGCCACUGUGGGCCAUUGUUGUAGCUCAUUUUUCCUACAACUGGACUUUCUACACUCUGCUGACCUUACUACCCACCUACAUGAAAAACGUUCUAGGAUUCAACAUUCAAGAGAAUGGAUUCUUGUCUGCUUUGCCAUAUUUGGGCUGUUGGAUAUUGGCACUUCUAGGUGGUCAGCUUGCAGAUUACUUGAGAGAAACAUGGAUGGUUUCUACUGUAAGAGUGCGCAAGUGUUUCUCAUUGAUCGGAAUGAUUGGACCAGCUGUAUUUCUGGUGUGUGCAGGGUAUACAGGCUGUAAUUAUAUCCUGGCUGUGACUUUUCUGACAAUCUCCUCUGCCUUGGGUGGGAUCUCUGCAUCAGGCUUUAGUAUAAAUCACCUGGAUAUUGCGCCAUCUUAUGCUGGGAUAUUACUUGGAAUUACCAAUACAUUUGCCACUAUCCCUGGAAUGGUUGGACCAGUUAUAGGCAGAGCCCUUACACAUUCUAACACUAUUCCAGAAUGGCAGACUGUCUUCUACAUCGCUGCUGCUAUCAAUGUGUUUGGUGCAGUAUUUUUCACCUGUUUUGGUAAAGGAGUGGUCCAGGGUUGGGCAGUUCCAGAUUUUCACUCACAUGGCAGCUAAGCUCUCGGAAAAUGAAUCACUUUCUACCGAAAUCAGGAGACCGCGCUGACCAAUGUGAUAUGCUUUUUUCUGUUCUGCUCAACAUCGCCAAAUUAUUUCAUUGUCGUCUAAUCUUGUUUAAACAUGUUACUCAGGAUUUUGUCCUUGCACCAAAUUUAGUGAGACAUAAUUGUUAGAUUUUCAAACAUUUGCUGACAAAAAUCAAGCCACCUUUGUGCAUCAACUAAAACUAAAGAUACUGAAUGGCAUGUUAUUGUUUGAUUUGUGUACAUCUUUGACAUUAUUUUUAUUAAUUAUGUAUGUUUAAUUCAGACUAGUUUCUUGAGGGGGCAGAAGAAGAUUAAUAUUGACUGCCAGUGGCAGUUUAUCAUCAAGUGUAGGUUUCCUGAGCAAAAUUUGUUCUUUGAAGAAAGUAUUGUUUAUUCUAGUGAAAUUGCACAAUUGCCAUUUCCUUGGGUUUUAUACUAUUUGUGUUUUAUAGCAAAAUCCCAAGGUUUUUUUUUAAAACAUGGUUAACGUAGUAAAGUGGGGAACUAGUGAGUUACAGUUUCCUAUUUGUUGAUAUUUGGAUUUUAAGUACUGUCAAGUAUUUAGAAAUUUUAUUCAGUGCCUUUAUUCAGUGUAACAUAUCUGAAAGCAUGAUUCUUGAAUAUUUGGAAUAUUAAUGCCAGUCAGAUUUGAUGUCUGCAGACGAGAUAUCUUUUCACACUCAUGUGCUUGUCAGGGAAAUUAGAAUAUGACCCAUAUUCCUAAAUGCAAGAUAGAAAUAGGAAAAAUGAACACUAUAAAAUGCAUUAUUUAGAAAUAUUAAUUAGCUACAGUAGCUGUAUGAAGGUAAUUUGUCAGCAGAGAAGCAAUGACAGUAUAACUAAAAAAGUGGUUUAUUUUUCAAACCAGAUGUUUGGCUUGAUUUUGUUUGUUUUUUUAAUUCUACACAUUGUUUCCUUUUUUAUUUCAAUUUCGUACAAGUUACAGCUGUUAUUUGUUGUGAUAAGGUGAUACGUUACUGCUUUAACAGCAACAAAAAGUCAAACUUUAUGAAGUUUUGCUCUACUUAAAAAAGCUGACAUUUAAAAAAAGAAGUGGCACAGCUUAGCCCCUUUUUUCCUAAAUAUUUUUAAAUUAUAAUGUUUUUAGUACAGUAGGUUAAGAAAUGUUAUUGUAGUGAAUUCUAAAGACCUUUCUGUACUUCUGUGAAUAAGCUUUUAGUAUGUAAUGGGAAUGUGAAGUAUAUCACAUUGAGGCAUCCUUUUUGUACAAAUAUUAAUACUCUUAACUUUAAUCACAAAUAAAUAAAAGCACUUUAUUUGUUCAGGAACGUGUACAGUGCUGAAAGGAGUAAAUCAGUUUAACAUGAUAUUAAGUUGCAAGGGAAAUAAAAAAAAAACUUUGUUACGACUAUAAUAAUUUGUAUCAUUAAAUACAAAUUACUGGUAUAUUUUAUUUUGUGACAAAUGUUAAAACUAAUGUACAUGUGUGAGUAUCUCUUCAUCACCAGAAAAAGGAUUCUUGGAAUUGAUCACUUUAAAAUGUAAAACUCUUUCUAUUCUAUUAUUUUUAUGUGUGGUUUAGUUGUACUAUUUAAUAAAAGUGUUGUGUUCUCACCAAAACGCAGAGUGCUUAGCGAACUGUAUGAAUUUAUCAUAAAAAUCAUAUAAAUUUUAUGGCACCUGCUGUGAAAACUUUUCAUUCUGUACACAAUGUUUCAUGGUCAAUAUUGAACUUUAAAAAAAAGUUCCUGAACUGCAUGUAUAAAUGAAAGUUUGUCAUAACGAAAUCAAUCAGCGCUUGUUAAACACCAUGGCUUGUAUUUUUUUGCGUACCAUGAAAUUAAGGAGACUAGACGAACACUAGAGACACACCUAGCAAGGGGACUACUCACAAGUUAAACUGCACUUUCACUAAAGAUAUCCUCAAACCUACUCUGCAUCCACCUGCUUAACAUCCCCAUUAGCAUCCUAGCAACAGAACCGCGAAUUAAUAAAAAAAGAGUGGUGGUAGUCUUUUUUUUUUUUUAACGAUGAUGUUUGCC